Cercocebus atys (sooty mangabey) is the source of this 1338-nucleotide messenger RNA. Its product is annotated as taste receptor type 2 member 20. NCBI's taxonomy places the organism in Eukaryota, Metazoa, Chordata, Mammalia, Primates, Cercopithecidae. The record is from RefSeq and is a predicted model, not a curated record. Gene Ontology annotation, molecular function: bitter taste receptor activity; G protein-coupled receptor activity. Gene Ontology annotation, biological process: detection of chemical stimulus involved in sensory perception of bitter taste; sensory perception of taste; G protein-coupled receptor signaling pathway. The transcript has a single exon. Gene Ontology annotation, cellular component: membrane. The coding region runs from base 1 to 930 and encodes 309 amino acids.
AUGAUGAGUUUUCUACCCAUUGUUUUUUCCAUUCUAGUAGUGGUUGCAUUUGUUCUUGGAAAUUUGGCCAAUGGCUUUAUAGCACUGAUAAAUUUCAUUGCCUGGGUCAAGAGACAAAAGAUCUCCUCAGCUGAUCAAAUUAUUGCUGCUCUGGCAGUCUCCAGAGUUGGUUUGCUCUGGGUAAUAGUCUUACACUGGUAUGCAACUGUGUUGAAUCCAAAUUCAUCUAGUUUAAAAGUAAGAAUUUUUCUUUCUAAUGCCUGGGCAGUAACCAACCAUUUCAGCAUCUGGCUUGCUACUAGCCUCAGCAUAUUUUAUUUGCUCAAGAUCGUCAAUUUCUCCAGACUUAUUUUUCAUCACUUAAAAAGGAAGGUUAAGAGUGUAGUUCUGGUGAUAGUGUCGGGGGCUUCGUUAUUUUUGGUUUGUGAUCUUGUGGUGGAAAACGUGUAUAUAAAUGUGUGGACAAAAGAAUAUGAAAGAAACAUAACGUGGAAGAUCAAAUUGAGGAAUGCAACGUACCUUUCUAACUUGAUUGUAGUCACGCUAGCAAACUUGAUACCAUUCACUCUGACCCUGAUAUCUUUUCUGCUGUUAAUCUGCUCUCUGUGUAAACAUCUGAAGAAGAUGAAGCUCUAUGGCAAAGGAUCGCAAGAUCCUAGCACCAAGAUCCACAUAAAAGCUCUGCAAACUGUGACCUCUUUCCUCAUACUAUUUGCCGUUUACUUUCUAUGUCUAGUCGUAUCAUUUUGGAAUUAUAAGAAGCAACAGAAAGAACUUGUCUUAAUCCUUUGCCAAGCUAUUGGAAUCAUAUAUCCAUCAUUCCACUCAUUCAUUCUGAUUUGGGGGAACAAGAAGCUAAAGCAGAACUUUCUUUCAAUUUUGUGGCAGGUGACUUGCUGGGCCAAAGGACAGAACCUGUCAACUCCAUAGAUUCACCAGAGGUUUAUUGUGUGUUUUCUAGCAGAAAACAAAUUGAUGGUGUCCAGAACAUUUUAUAUUUCCUACAAGUUUUUGCAUAGUCUAUGUAUUUGAGUAAUUUACAAAAGUAGAAUUGGAAAAUUCUUUUACUUAAGUUUAUUAUAUAAAAGUAUAUAUAUGUGUGUGUGUGUGUGUCUGAAUGUAUAUGAAAACUUAACAUUUACCAUAACAUACCUUUAAUCAAUUUUUCAUAUAAACUGUUCAGUUAUACAAAAGUAGGAUAAGAAAUUUGUCAGAAUUAUGAACUCAUGUGUGUUUCACACAUAUAUUUUAUUGUAUGAUAUUUUGUUUGAGGAAUUUAUGAUCUCUGUUUAUAAUUAAGAACUGACACCUUAUAUCAGAAAAUUAUUGCUGAUGUUC